This is a messenger RNA of Culex quinquefasciatus (southern house mosquito), 2217 nucleotides long. Its product is annotated as transcription factor grauzone. The transcript has 4 exons. Gene Ontology annotation, cellular component: nucleus. Gene Ontology annotation, molecular function: DNA-binding transcription factor activity; zinc ion binding; RNA polymerase II cis-regulatory region sequence-specific DNA binding. NCBI's taxonomy places the organism in Eukaryota, Metazoa, Arthropoda, Insecta, Diptera, Culicidae. The coding region runs from base 138 to 2057 and encodes 639 amino acids. Gene Ontology annotation, biological process: regulation of transcription by RNA polymerase II. The record is from RefSeq and is a predicted model, not a curated record.
UAAAUAUCUUUAUUAUGACUUCCAGGGAAAUAUUUUUGUUAAUGGUUUUGUGUAAAUAGUUACAUAAAACUGCAGUGUUUUAGAAAAACAAUAACGUUUAUUGACUAUUUUUUGCUGUUUUAAUGUGAUCGUGCACGAUGGAGAACAAUCUCAUCUGUCGUUUGUGCCUGUAUAACAAUGAAAAUAUCCUGCCAAUUUUUGGUGAACCACAGCGGGAGGCCAAGUUGCAGGAGAAAUUGCUGCAAUAUGUGAAUUUGGAGGUCAAAGAGGACGACCCUUUGCCGAAGCUGAUCUGUUUGAAAUGCUUCCAAACGAUAGAGAGCUUCCACGCGUUCUACCAGGAGGUAACCCAGAAUCAGACCGUGUUCGAGUACACGACCCAGCCGGGAAUCAUGGUGAUCAGCGAUCAGGACUCGCACACCACUUAUAUCUUGAAGGAGGACGAAGUACUCGCUGGAAGUCAGCAGUCAUGCAUCGAGAUGGACGAGCUCAGCAUGGAGACGAUUCAGCUGCGACCUUCGACGUCUUCAACUGCCACGGUGCAGAUCAGCGAUCAACGGGUAACGUUGGUUCAGCUACCGCGGGAUGUUGUCGUUGGGUCAGCUAGGAAGACACAACCUUCGGUGACUUCGUCUGGACUUCCGACUUAUGAUGAGUCGCAGAAGAGUCGGCAAGUGAUUGCAAUCGUUAAGGAUGCACUUGGGGAAGAGAAGAUCAUCAUCGAUCGGUUGGAGGAAACGGAAGAGGAGAGUGGGAUCCCAGUGAUUAUCGACCAAACGGCGUCGGUGGAAGAACCACAAACCUUUACGCUGGUUCAUGAAGAUCCAGAGGAUGUUAAGGUAGCGCUGGACAGUGAAAAUGACGACGAUGACGAUGAUGACGAACCGGAGGAAGAAAUCCUCCAAAUUGACGAUUCCGAUGACGAGCUUCAGCCGGAGAAGCGAAGCGUGUCAAACUCGAAAGAUUUCCCUAAAAAGUUCAUUCAGGACGGUCAGCUUGUGGUCCGAGGGAAGGAGCUGUCGGCGUUGAUGGGCCGGUUUUACGACUUGACGUGUGAGUUUUGCAUGGAGGGUGGCAAGGAUGAGGACGAGAUUGUGAGCUUCACCGAGAUGGAUCUGUACCUGGCGCACUGCAAGGAGAUGCACGCGACCAAGGGCCACGUGUGGUGCUGCAGCGGGCGGAUCAUCAAGCCGAAGAUGAUGGCGAUGCACAUGGCGCGGCAUCUGCAGCCGGAGGCGUUCAAAUGUCCCGAGUGCGGCAAGGUGAUGAGCACCCCCCAGAUCCUUCAAUACCACAUCCAGAACCACCGCCCCGAGGAGGAACGGCCACUCCAGUGCCGCCAGUGUCCGCGGCGCUUUAGCUACGGAAGUGCCCUGCUGGCGCACGCCCAAUCGCACUUGCCGGAGGCCGUCCGGUCGCGCUACGUUUGCGACGACUGCGGCAAAAACUUCAGCUCUGCUUCCAAACUCGCCGAACAUUGGGCGGUUCAUGGCGGGACGACGGCGGGAACGAGUGGCGACGGGUCAGACCGGAAGUCCCAGCAGAUGAUGACGUACGUGUGUCAGGUUUGCGCCAAGCAGUUCACCUCCAAGAGCAAUCUGACGUACCAUUUGACGACGCACCAACCGAAGAUCCACCAGGUGCAGUGUGAACGGUGCAAGAAGUGGCUCCGGAACAAGUUGUGUCUCCGGAAGCACAUGGUGCAGCACUCGGACACCCGCCACCAGUGUACCUACCCGGGCUGUGAGUACUCGGCCGUAAAUCUUCAGUGUCUGAGGAACCACAUUCGGGUUCAGCACUCGGACGUGAAGCCGUUUGAAUGCGAUGUGUGUGGGAAAAGCUUCAAGUUGAAGAAUACACUGCUGAAUCACCAGGUUCAACACACUGGCGUUAAGAAAUUUGCUUGCGAGUUUUGCUCGCGGACAUUUGCCUCGAGUGGGAAUUACUACGCGCACCGGAAGCGGAUGCACCCGCAGGAGCUGGCCGUGCAGAAGAAGCGCAAGGAGGAUGAGGAGAACGAAUUCCGGAAAACCAAGCUUCUUUCCAAGUCGAAAUGAAAUGACGGAAAUUUCUCAACACAAAAAUAUCAAAACACUACGAUGUCGAUCGUCAUUAAUUUAUUCCGAGCUCCAUCAGCAAAUCAGCAGUUCGGGAAGCCAGGAUCAUCCAGUUUGGUAGUCGAAUUUACACUAAAUACAACAACUUCCACUCACAAAA